Molecule: messenger RNA, 2041 nt
Organism: Protopterus annectens (West African lungfish)
Lineage: Eukaryota; Metazoa; Chordata; Ceratodontiformes; Protopteridae
Gene: FBXO28
Product: F-box protein 28
Exons: 5
Coding region: 55-1080 (341 amino acids)
Biological process (GO): protein polyubiquitination
Molecular function (GO): protein binding
Source: RefSeq, a predicted model, not a curated record
GUUCCAUAAACUUUAGAAUCGCCCAGGAUAUUACGUCAGUAGGGAGUUGUGCAAAUGAAGAUGGCGACUUCUAUGCAAGAAAGAUUGGAUGAAGCUGGAGCAAUAGAACAUGGGUUUUCUUUUCAAAGAGUAUCUUCUUCUGACCAGCUGCAGCAAAAUAGUGUUUUGUUGGCACUACCCCCCGAGAUCGUGGAAGGCAUCCUCAAUUUUUUGUCCUAUGAUGAAGUCAGUCGUCUCCGUCUGAUUUGUAAGCGAAUGGACCAGAUUUGCCAGAGAAUGCUAACCCAGGGAUAUCUAAAGGUGGAACGAUACUAUAGCUUGUGUCAAAAGCAGGUUAAAGCCCAGCUUCCAAGGCGGGAGUCAGAGAGAAGAAAUCAUGCACUGGCUCGACAUGCAGACAUUCUUGCUGCUGUAGAAACUAGGAUUUCACUGCUAAAUAUGACUUUCAUGAGAUAUGUGGAAUUCAGUCUCUGCUGCUUUAUUCCUGGGAAGGUAAUAGAUGAGAUUUACCGAGUACUGAGGUAUGUCAAAUCUGCACAAUUCCCUCAGCAAGCCCCUGAUGUUGUACAAGAACUGCGGGAUAUAUCUUCUAUGGCAAUGGAGUACUUUGAUGAGAAGAUUGCACCUUUUCUUAAGAAGAAACUUCCUGGAGCUGAACUAUCAAGUCGAAUCCUAAGUUCACCCCCAGGUCCAUCAACAGCACUUUCAACAAUGCAGCUCUUCUCCAAACAGAGCCCUUCAAGAGAAGAAGUGACAAAGCUCCUGCAGCAGUUCAGAGCAACUGGUGCUAUUGUACAAGCCCUACGGCGUGAAGUGACAGAGCUCCGUACUAAGCUACAAGAACAGCAGAAGCAUCUUCAGGAUCAAGAUCAGAAACUGUUAGAACAGACACAAAUUAUAGGAGAACAGAAUAUGCGGCUUGCUGAACUGGAACGAAGGCUGCGUGAAGUGGUGGACAGUGCUGUAGAAAGUCCUUCCUCUGCUGCUAGCUCAGCUCAAGAGACUCCAGGGAAACGUAGGAAGUUGACAGAUAUUACAGACUGUCCUCAACCACCUAAACGCAUACGAUCAAAAAAGUAACUUGACUGUAUCCGCUUAGACUGAUACCUUAAUUCAUUAAAUGAGACUAGCAUUUUUUAAGGAUGUAUGUCAAAUUUUACUAAUGUUUUCCGAUGAGACCUCAGUAUAAAACCAUUAUACUCAAAACUUCUUACUGGAAUGAUGGACUGCUGUCCAGAAUCAGACACUUCAUUUACCCAGUCAUGUUUGUCACAUCUCAGUUUUGUUGAAUGUUUGCCAGUAUAUUUUUUAAAUGUAAAGCGGCAGCAGCUAAACAUAAACAAGUGUGGAAUAAGUGAUAAGGGUUUCCUUCCUCUGUAUAGGAUUCCUCAGGACAAACUUGGCAGAUGAUUAAGGCUCAAUAAGAAAUUUAGCAUUAAACCACAUUUAAAACAUAUGACGUAUAGGAAAUGAAUGGAUGUCCUAUUUUUUUCUAGUGCACACAUUUAUUUAAAUCAUUUAGUAUGUCAUUUAUCCUAUGUGCAGUAUAAUGAUGUAGUUGGCAGUGCGCCCCACCCCCAAGAAGGCUUAUAGAGAAGAGAGAAAGCAUAACAUUAGGUUUUUUUUGUACUUGUUGUAUGCAUAGUUACCGUUUUAUUAUUAUUGUUGUUGUUAUUAUUAUUUUAAAUUGGUUCUGUUGCUUGCACUGAGCUGUGAAGCAGCUUUUUUUUUCAUUUUUAAACCUUAAGUACAUAACAUGUGGCAGUGAAAUUUUUAUUGUAUUAUGUAGGGUGACUACAGUAUGAUUGUAAUGUCAACAAGAUAUUAUGAAUAUUUGCAUUGCAAAACUAAGUUGUCCAAAAACUGUAAGGUACAGUAAAUCAGAACUUCACUGUUACAAAUGCAGGGUAGUUAGAGAGGGUAAUUUAAUCACUUAAUGUUUUAAGCUCAUUACUACCAGAGCAAAUCAUUUCAUACCCCCUAGCAGUUAAGUUUCAUACUGGAUUCCAGAGUGAUCUGAAUAAAAAGGACAGUUAAUGUA